Molecule: messenger RNA, 3168 nt
Organism: Parathielavia appendiculata
Lineage: Eukaryota; Fungi; Ascomycota; Sordariomycetes; Sordariales; Chaetomiaceae
Product: ARM repeat-containing protein
Exons: 10
Coding region: 1-3168 (1055 amino acids)
Biological process (GO): protein import into nucleus
Cellular component (GO): nuclear envelope; cytosol
Molecular function (GO): small GTPase binding
Source: RefSeq, a predicted model, not a curated record
AUGGAUGCCGCCGCCAUUCGAAGUUGCAUCGCUGCGACACUCGACGCCGAUGCCGACGUCCGCCGGAGGGCUGAGCUUCAGCUGAAGCAGGCCGAGGGCCAGCCUGGCUUUACGGAUGUCCUGCUGGAUCUUGUCCAGUCGGAGCAAACAUCGAAUCUUCAACUGCCCACCGUCAUCUACCUCAAGAACCGCGUCAACCGUGCAUGGGAGCGCUCCGAGUACUAUCCGAACGACACCCUGAUACCCGAUGACGAAAAGGCGCGUUUCAGAGAGCGGUUACUGCCCAUUUUGGCGGGCUCCCAGAACCUGGUGCGGCAUCAACUUGUGCCCAUCUUGCAGCGGGUCCUGCAUUUCGACUUCCCCGAGAAAUGGCCGACGUUCAUGGACUACGCCCUCCAGCUGCUUAAUACCAACGACCCGAGAUCGGUCCUGGCCGGGCUACAAUGUCUUCUAGCCGUCUGCCGAGCCUAUCGCUUCAAGGCGGCCGACAGCGAGAGCAGGUCCCACUUUGACAAGAUCGUCGAGGCCAGCUUUCCCAGGUUGCUGGUAAUAUGCAACGAGCUGGUAAACCAGGAGAGCGACGAGGCUGGCGAGAUGCUGCACAUCGCUUUGAAGUGUUACAAGCAUGCCACAUGGGUCGAGCUCUGCGAGUUUUUGCGGCAAAGUGCCGUGAACCUUGCGUGGUGCACCGUCUUUCUCCAGACCGUGUCUAAAGCUAUUCCUGCCUCCGCCAUGCAAGGCGAGCCACUGGAACGAGAGCGGCACCACUGGUGGAAGGCCAAGAAGUGGGCAUAUUUCAACCUGAACCGCCUGUACAUCCGACACGGCAACAUGCAAGCGCUUCUGGACCGGUCUGCUGAGCCUCCAACACGAUUCGUCAAGGAAUUCUCCGCCCAGGUCGCCCCCAAGAUUCUCGAAUACUACCUCGCCGAAAUCGAGAAGUGGGUGUCCAAGACCAUCUGGCUCAGCCGGCCAUGCCUCUCCUACACUAUUGUGUUCCUCGAUGAGUGCAUUCGCCCCAAGGAAAUGUGGGCGCAUCUCAAGCCUCACCUGACCAAUCUUGUCACCCACUUCAUCUUCCCCGUCCUCUGCCUGACAGAAGAGGACAUUGAAAAGUUUGAGGAUGAGCCCGAGGAGUAUCUUCACCGAAAGCUCAACUUCUUCGAGGAGGUUUCGGCGCCAGAUGUUUCGGCCACUAAUUUCUUGGUCACGCUAACCAAGGCACGGAGGAAGCAAACUUUCGAGCUUCUCACUUUUAUCAAUGACGUGGUCAACCAGUAUGAGCAGGCUCCGGAGGGGAGCAAGAACCACAUCGCGAAGGAAGGUGCUCUGCGCAUGAUCGGGACGCUCGCACCCGUUAUCCUGGGCAAAAAAUCGCCGAUCGCGUCCCAGGUGGAGUACUUCCUUGUCCGUUACGUCUUCCCCGACUUCACCAGCGACCAGGGCUUCCUCCGGGCUCGGGCGUGCGAUACUGUCGAAAAGUUCGAGCAGCUGGACUUUAAGGAUCAGAACAACCUCCUCGCUAUCUAUCGCCACAUCCUCGACCGCAUGGCCGAUCCAAAACUCCCGGUCCGUGUGACGGCCGCCCUGGCGCUGCAGCCCCUGAUCAGACACGACGUCAUCCGGACGAGCAUGCAGACCAGCAUCCCGACCAUCAUGCAGCAGCUGCUCAAGCUGGCGAACGAGGCUGACAUCGACGCCCUCGCCAACGUCAUGGAGGACUUUGUCGAGGUCUUUGCGGCCGAGCUCACACCCUUUGCUGUGGCUUUGAGCGAGCAGCUCCGCGACACCUAUCUUCGUAUUGUCAGAGAGCUCUUGGAGAACACCGAGAAGCGGGACGAUAUGGACAACGAGUUCGGCGACUACCUCGAUGACAAGAGCAUUACGGCACUCGGAGUCCUCCAGACCAUUGGAACUCUUAUUCUCACCCUCGAGAGCACGCCAGACAUUCUUCUUCACAUCGAGAGUGUUCUGAUGCCUGUUAUCCAGAUCACUCUGGAGAACAAGCUCUACGAUCUGUACAACGAGGUGUUUGAGAUCAUUGACAGCUGCACCUUCGCCGCCAAGCAAAUCUCGCCCACCAUGUGGAAGGCAUUUGAGCUCGUCCAUGCAACCUUCAAGUCUGGCGCCGAGCUGUAUCUCGAGGAUAUGCUGCCUGCCCUGGAUAACUUUGUUCAGUAUGGCGCUCCACAGCUCAUCGAGAAGCCAGAGUAUGUCGAGGCUCUGUUCUCCAUGGUCUCGGAUAUGUUCACAGACGGCAAAGUCGGCGGUGUCGACCGGAUAUGCGCCUGCAAGCUUGCCGAGGCCAUGAUGCUGAGCCUCCGCGGCCACAUCAACAACUGUGUCCAUGGAUUCAUCAACAUGGCGAUGGGUGUCCUCGUCAGCCAGGAUGUCAAGCUCAAGUCGUACAAGGUGCACUUGAUGGAGAUGGUUAUCAACGCCAUCUACUAUGACCCACUCCUCUCGCUUCAGAUUCUCGAGGCUCAGGGAUGGACCAACAAGUUCUUCAGUUUAUGGUUUGGAAGCAUGGCAUCGUUCACGCGGGUACACGACAAGCAGCUGUGCAUCCUGGCCAUAAUUGCUCUCCUCAACAUCAAGCCUGACCAAAUUCCUGCUAGCGUCAUGGUUGGCUGGCCGAGACUUCUCCAGGGCCUUAAGAGUCUCUUCGAGACCCUUCCGGAAGCGAUGGAGAACCGCAAGGAGGCACUGAAGGACGAUUUCCAGUUUGACAGCGGAACCUAUGGGUACGAUGAGAGUGAUGAUGAGUGGGAUGACGAAGAAGCAAAUUGGAACGGGGCGGAGCACGAAGAAGAAUCCGCCGGUGAAACCAAGGACGAGAGCACGGCGUACUUGGAGUUUCUCAAUGAGGAGAAGCUCAAGUCCGCAGACUUUGAGGAUUCGGACGGCGAGCUCGGCGAGGACAGCGUGUUGCUGGAAUCGCCGCUCGACCGGAUUGACCCUUAUCUCGCCUUCAGAGAUUGCUUCAAGAAAUUGCAGGACGAGCAGCCUCAGUUCUGCGGUACAUUGCUGAGCCACAUCUCGCCUGUCGACCAGACGUUCCUCCUUGAGGUUUGCCAGAAAGCGGAUACGCAAGAAAUGAUGGGCCUGCAGAGCCCUUUCCCCAUCUCCGGGUCGUCGCGCGGUGCGAAUGCGAACGGCGCAAGCUAG